Messenger RNA from Kwoniella mangroviensis CBS 8507, 573 nucleotides. RefSeq lists its product as uncharacterized. The transcript is spliced from 5 exons. Lineage: Eukaryota; Fungi; Basidiomycota; Tremellomycetes; Tremellales; Cryptococcaceae. Gene Ontology annotation, molecular function: nucleic acid binding. The record is from RefSeq and is a predicted model, not a curated record. The coding region runs from base 1 to 573 and encodes 190 amino acids.
AUGGACCAACCUAUGGAUAUCGACCUAUCACUUGACGAGAUAAUCGCCAAGAAGCGAGCGGAAAAAAGGACUUCUAAUCGACACGACCCAUACAAACGACCCACUAAUGCAUCUCCAGCUCCUCCUCCUGGUCAACCCAGGAAUUUGUCAGCCGCUGUCUCUUCCUCGGCCAGUCCUGUCAAAUCGACUUUGACCACUCUUAGCUUCACCGAUAUCAAGUCCAAAUCAUUCGAUCCAUCAUUUCCUUCCUUCGCUUAUCAACCCCUCAAUCCUAUCGCACCAAACUUCAAGAUCCCUUCUCGAGAGAUAUCCGUAGGGAUUUUCCCGAGAGAUAUCACCCCGAAUCAAAUUAGAGAUAUGAUCCAAUCUACGGUCGGACCCGUGCAGGAAUUGAGGUUGGAUAGUAAAGGUGUAGCGUGGGUGAGGAUGUUGAGGUUCCAAGGCUGGGAAGUAUGGAGUUUUCUCAAUGGGAAGAUUUUGGAUGGAACUCAAAGGCUUGUCGUUCGAGUAUAUCCUGUUCGGCAUGUUCCUGUAUCUCAUGGCAAGAUUGGACAUAGAAGGAAAUCCGGGUGA